CGCGUCGAGUGUACAGGAACGUCGCGUCGCGCCGCGCGUUUACCGCGGAUUUGAUCAGCAGCUCUCAGGGUGAACACAAACGGGGGUGUGGUUUAGAUCAAUAACUACCUCAGCCUACAAUAAAAUAAAAAAUACUGCAAAGCACUCCGAGGGCAGAGAGGCGGUGUCGAUCAGAUCCGGAGCACAGGGUCGCUUUAUGGAAUAUAUGUCGUUUUAUUCUUUUCAUUGAGAUAAUGACAUUUUGUGGACGCCGAUUCUCCAGUCGAGGCUUUCAGACGCAUACAGUUGGUCGAGGAUGAGGAGGAGGAAGAGAAGUUUUCAUUGAACUGCCGUUUUAUUACAAUAUGGGAUGGACGGUACGUUCCUGUGAAUGGUUAAGUGGUCUGAAUUUGGGGAAACUCAGCCCUCAUUGACUGAUGUGUAGAUUUCCUGCAGCGCGGUGUAUUUAGAUCUACAGUCACUGACUUACAUAAGAGCGCUUUGUGUGAGGAAUUGCGCAAAGAAAUCCCGCCGUUUAACGCGUUUGGACCCAGUGCUGCAUACACUGAGGACAAAGGAUCUUCGCUUGAUAUAUGUUUAUUUUUGUUGUUUACCUGGAUGAAAUGUACACUGAUGGAACAAACAGCAAACCUGUCCAGCUAGGACACACCAGUGUUGUCUCUGAAAGAUCAUUACCCCAAUAAUUAGAAUCUGCCAAUCAUUCCUGAGGCUCACUGGGAUUAAUUUAAGUCUAUUCUUGGGAAAGGAGAAACUUCUGAGUUCCUCUGAAAGCACUAAAUGUGUGACAUAAGGUGUACCACAACUACAGAAAGAUGAACAACACUCUGCAAGACAGAAACAUGUUCACAGUACAAGCAGAUGUUAUAUUUCACGCAGCCAACCCUGACUCUCCAGAAUCGCCUAUCCCAGGUGAAGGGAACAAUAACAAUGUCCCGGCUUUGGGGAAAACGGGCAUCCCCAGCAUGGAAAUACUGCAGGGUCUCCCAGGUGCAUGGGAUACAUCAGAAUCAGGAGGUUUAACUGACAACAGGAGUCUGGGAAACAACGGCGCUGUAACAGGUGCAGAAUACACACAAGAUGCUGUCUCCAGUGACAGUGGAUUUCAAGAGCACAUACAGCCUCUAGACUCAUCUAGAGCACAAAAUCUGGACCUUAGUUUGAGAAAUAUGAGUGAAGCUUCAAGUCAAGGAAACAUUAGAGAAGAAACAAAUGGAACAAAGGUAGCUUCCAGUUUGGCACCCUCUCUGUGCUUCAGAGCAGAGAACAAGAAGGAAAUUGACGAAUUAUCCAAUGUCCUAAAUGAUGGCCAGGUGCUUCGGAGUCACUUUGACAUUAAAAAUGUCUCCUCCACCUCAAAGGACAGAAAUAAUUCCUAUUCAAGCUCUCAAGAAACGAGGUCACUUGAAAAAACCCUGGGAUGCUUUAUAAGUUCCUCUGAAGGAGCAGAUCAGACCUGCUACAGAACAUCAUUUGGACAGACUAGGCUGGAAUCGAGCCAAGGGCUAAAGCCAACUGGAUCUGCAGUAAGAGAUGCUCUAUCUGCAAAGGAAGAGCCAAAUUUAGUCAUAGAGGUGGGCGGACAGAAAAUACAAGCACACAAAUCGGUAUUAGCUGAGAAAAGUGAUUAUUUUAAGGCUAGGCUCUCUCGAGACAUCCUGAAGAUAAAAGGAAUGAGCUACAAGACCUUAUUGGUGCUUGUAGAUUAUGUGUACUCCUCCCAGAUGAACGUAAGCAAAGAUAAUAUUGUGGAUGUCAUCACAGGAGCAAAGAUCCUGCAGAUGCCCUGUGCGGUACAAGCUGCUAUCGACACCAUAUCCACACAGAUCACGCCAGAGAACUGCUAUGAAAUCCUAACGAUCGCCAAAAAGCAGCGCCUAAACGAACUGAAAGAAACCGCCUAUCGAUUCAUGAGUGACAACUUUCUCCAGGUUCUGCGAGAUCCAGCGGUCUACGGGCGCCUCACGGGCUCAGAGAGAGACCUCAUACUGCGCAAACGGAUGGAGAACCGCCAGUGUCUGAUGGUGGCGGAAAUCAAUGACGUGUUUGAGCGUGUAGGAAGUAGACCGCCCAGCAGAAACAGCAGCCGUCCCCAGAGUCCUCUCUCCAUCACGUCUUUUGAGGACAAUCACAUGAUCUACUACUACAAUAAGAGCAGUAAGGACUGGCACACCCUGACCGUCAUGCCAGAAGACAUCAACACCAGAGGCUGCGGUAUCUGUACCAUGUACAACUACUUGUUCGUGGCCGGCGGGAUCAGGGGAACUGGGGAGAAAAGCAAAGUCUCGGACAAAGUGUUCUGCUACAAUCCCAUCACAGACCGCUGGAGCGAAGUCCGACCCAUGAACCAAGCACGGUCGCAACUCAAACUCGUCUCCAUGGACGGGAACCUCUACGCCAUUGGCGGUGAAUGUCUUUUCACGGUGGAGAAGUAUGACCCUCGAAUGGACCGCUGGACGGCGGUGGCUCCUCUACCCAAAGGAGCGUUUGCGGUAGCUCACGAAGCCACUACUUGUAACGGCGAGCUGUACGUCUCGGGAGGGUCUCUGUUCUAUCGGUUGCUCAAAUAUGACCCCAAGAGAGACGAAUGGCAGGAGUGUCCAUACAACAACAGCAGGAAAAAGUCCACAGACAUGGUGGCUCUCAAGAGCUUCAUCUACCGAUUUGAUGUAAACCGUGAACAGGGCAUUAGUGUCUUUAAAUACAACACCAUCGUGAAGAUGUGGCAUGACUGCGCCUCCCAGCAGCAGGGCUGCACACUGCCGUUUCGAUGCGCUGUCAUCGAUAAUUGCAUCUACUGUGUGAAUAAAUCUCAGACUCUUCAGUUCAGUGUAGAAGAGGAUGGAGGUCGAUUCAAAGACGAGUCUCUGAAAGCACCUGUGGAGGCCAAAGGGAUCUUAUUCCCCUUUGUUCUCAGCUUGCCUGAGAGAGGUGGAAGAAUUGCAUGAGUAGCAUAUUUCAUCUCCCGGAUGACCCUUCGCAGUCGCUCCAGACCUGAAGAAAGAGAAUGCCUGGUCAAUAUUUAUAGAUUAAACAUUAUCUCCAGAGAAGUUCAACAAGCCAGCACGUAGUGCUUGAAACUGGAAUGUGUUUCUUUGCAUGGUAAGAAGAACAUGUAAAACAAAUGUAUGUUUGGCGCCUUAAAAUCACAGCUCCACUAUUCAACUUUAGAAGACGUUUAUAGCUCAUUUGUGCAGUCUCUUCCUUCAUUUGUUUUGUGCACUUUGUAUCGGUUAAACUUUGCUGCUGGAAUUUGCAAAAAAACCUAAAAAUUAAUUUGUAUAAAUGCUGGUUUGUACUGCACCGACAUCCCUGACCAACAGCAAUUCCAUGACCCAACUAUAACAAAAUUAAACAUUUAGUUUCUGAACACUGAACUCUGACCGACUCGAACACACUGCAAAAGGGGUAAACACAUUGAUCCCACUAACUCAACAAACUUCUCUGUCGGUGCAGUUUGAAUUAGCCUUAAAAUGGCAAUUAAGAGCACAAAUGAACAAUUGAAGCACAUCAUGUAAUAAUGUGACCCUGUUUCCUAGCAACAGAUUCUAUGCAAAUAGAUUUUGAAGUAAAAAUGAUACAUUUUUGAACCACAUAGAAAAGCCUGCAAAAAAAACAGCUCCAAUUCUAGAACUUUGAUACAGCAGGGGUCAAUAAAUGUUCUGAAGCAGCUGAAGGAGAAGCCAUAACCUUUGCUAACAUUAGGGAAACAUUAAGAGCACAAAUCACUUGACCUCUGUAACCGCUGCUACUCAGAUAUUACUGGAUCUUACAGGUGUAAAGUUCAAACCAGUCCAUUUCUAUGACAGCACACUCAGCGGCUCAUUAGCUCUGAGACCCUUUUGGGAGAGAUUUUAGCACUUUCAUUGGGGAGAGUCCAGAAGGCAAAAAAAAGUUUCUGUUCCUUAUUUCUGAAUCAUUGCCAAAGAUAAAAGUUGAUAUUUUGCAGGCAGACAAAAAUUAAUUUAAAUUGCAUUCUCAUGAGCAAUACAUUGUUUGUUUGCAAAAUGUAUCAUUUAUCAGUGUUUUGGGAUUUAAGAUUACAGCACAAUACAGAAAAUAUUGUCUUGGUGUUGUCUUAUGAAUUUAGGCUGAACCCAUCAAAGACAGACAGGGUCACAGAACACAAAACAUUCAUAUGGUGUCCAUGGCAUGUAAUGAGGCAUUAUAUGUAAUUUUUAACUUGGAUGUUGCAUUGUGUGUAGACACCCUGUGAUAUUUAGUGUCCAGGAGUAUUUUACUGAGAUAUAAUUGUUCACGCUUCAGUAUUUCCCCUAGACAUUUCUGAAUUGAUGGAGGAUGCGAGAUGAUUAAUAGCUUGAGGAUGUGGAUUUUCUAAAUGUUUCUUUAGUGUAAUUCUGCUGAAAUAAACUUAAGGGAAUUUAAAUAUGAAUGUUGGUAUGAUUAUGAACUUGAAUGUGAAUGUUUUCGUAUCUUUUUGAAUUAACCCCAUGUGCUUUAAUCACUUUUAAUGAAGCUUGACAACACAAUACCAGUAAACAUCAUUCAAAAAUUAAUCGACUAAUGAAUUAAUCAUAAAUCCUUUCCAAUUUUGCAGUGGUUCCUUUUGUAUGGUAACUGCUUUUGUCCGUUUUUCAAAUAGCCUGAGAAUUGGAAAACCCUUCAAACAUUCAGAUGAAAGUGUCUAUGACACUGGUCGUAUGGGGGUGUGUGAUUGGGGCAUUGCUUGCUGGGUUGCUGAUGUGUAUAAACCUAUUAUGCUUUUAAAACAAAUUGCUUAAUGGCUUCACUUUUUCAGUGGCUCUAUGUCAGUUUAACGUCUCACAAACUAAUGUUUCUGUGUUUACAAUAAAAUAUAUUUUGCUUUCCUGGUUCAUUAUUUUAGCUGUUUUUGUUUUACUUUUUCACCAGAAUGGAAUUAAAUGUUCUUUGUAGAGAGAUCUGAUUUAAUUCGAUGAGCACUGCUCUCUGUUCUGUGUAGGGUGUGACAUGGCUGCAGAGGUUUUCUUGGAGCACUGAUGCCAUCUAGAGGAUGGAGUCAGU
Molecule: messenger RNA, 5001 nt
Organism: Onychostoma macrolepis
Lineage: Eukaryota; Metazoa; Chordata; Actinopteri; Cypriniformes; Cyprinidae
Product: kelch repeat and BTB domain-containing protein 11
Exons: 2
Coding region: 813-2945 (710 amino acids)
Molecular function (GO): protein binding
Source: RefSeq, a predicted model, not a curated record